CGACGAGCACGUGGAAGACCAAUAUACAAAAUGGCGGACGAAACUUUGAUCGCGAAGUUGUUCGAGAUAAAUGCUAUCAAAUUUGGCAAAUUCACCCUUAAAAGUGGCAUAGAGUCGCCAAUAUAUGUAGAUCUACGAGURAUUGUAUCAUAUCCCGAUGUUUUGAAGCUUGUAAGUGAGCUAAUGUGGAAAGUUGUGAAGGAAUCUGGUAUACACUUCGAUGUCAUUUGUGGCGUGCCAUACACUGCUCUACCCAUCGCUUCUUGUAUGUCCGUCAACUAUAACGCGCCCAUGGUCAUGAGGAGAAAAGAAGCAAAGUCUUAUGGAACCAAGAAGCUUAUUGAAGGCCAUUUUCAAGAAAGCGAUGUCUGUCUGGUUAUUGAAGAUAUUGUAACUAGUGGUUCAAGCGUUUUAGAGACUGUUGAAUCGCUCAACUCGGUUGGGUURAAGRUUACCGAUACAGUAGUGCUGCUAGAUCGAUGUCAGGGUGGUAUAGAUAAGCUGAAGGCCAGUGGGAUUCAACUACACUCGCUUUUGAAUCUUCAGAAGACACUUCAAGUCCUUCACAGCCAAGGAAAGAUCAAUUCAGCUGUAGUUGAGGAUGUCAAGGAGUUCUUGGCAGCAAAUCAGUUUAAAGUUGAAGWUGACAAGCCAGAAAAGCCSAAAGCAAGRUCGAUGUCAUAUGAARCAAGAGCAAAUGUUGCAAAACACCCUCUCACCAAGCAGCUGUUUSAGAUCAUGAGCUCAAAAUCCACCAACCUUGCUGUGUCAGUUGACCUGACAAGAUGUUCUGAUAUUCUUGCUUUAGUUGACAAGAUUGGCCCUCAUAUCUGUCUUGUGAAAACACACGUGGACAUUAUYGAGGACUUUUCUCAGGAAUUUGUUGCACUGCUUGGCCAGCUCGCAGAGAAACACCGAUUUUUGAUCUUUGAAGAUCGCAAGUUUGCUGAUAUAGGAAACACAGUCAAGCAUCAGUACAGUCAAGGAAUAUAUCAUAUCUCUGACUGGGCACAUAUUGUGAAUGCUCAUCCAGUACCUGGAGAAGGGGUGAUAUCAGGGCUUAAAGAAGUAGGGGAACCUAAACAAAGAGGCUSUSUACUAAUAGCUGAAAUGAGUUCCCAGGGGAAUUUGGCUACUGGGGAUUAUACAAAGGCUGCUGUUGACAUGGCGACCAGAAAUAAAGACUUUGUUGUCGGGUUUAUUAGUUUACACAGUCUUGUUGAUGACGCAGAGUUUAUUCACAUGACACCUGGAGUAAAGCUUAGCAGUGGUGGAGAUAAUCUUGGCCAGCAGUACCUGACCCCUGAGGAGGUAGUUGGUAAGAGAGGCAGUGAUGUCAUMAUUGUUGGMCGAGGAAUAUAUCAAGCUGAAGAUCCAAUCAAAGCWGCUAUUGAAUACAAAGAGGCUGGAUUUGAGGCAUAUUUGAGCAGAUUGGUGUAACUCAUUACAUUACUAGCUUUUAAAGGGUGAACUUUUGUAUUUAUCAUUGUGGAGGCAAGAUAAUAAACAUGGAAAACAAAAUGGUAAUAAUGUAAAAGGUCAAAUAGACAUGAUAAAAAGAAAGUAAAGAUGGGUGGUUAAGGUUUGCAGGUCUAAUUUAAAGGUUUCUUGACUCCACUCUAAUAUCAUGUUAAAUGUAUACAGAAAGAGACUAAAAUAAAAUGAGCGACAAAAUGGAAAGCUAGAAGUCUGACAGACAAACACAAUUAAAAUACCUAAACACUUUCUGAAGGCUAACAUAUUUUUAGAAUCUUUAUUGUGCAUUAUUUUUUGAGUAAUUUCUUUGACUUCUAAGUAUAACAAUAACAUUUUAAGUGUCUUUUUUUGUUCUAUUUUAAAUAUGGCAAACCUUUGUUCCAUUGAUGUUUUGCAUCAAAUAGACUCUAAUAAUUAACUCUAGAGGAUGAAGAGUGUUCAAUUACUUAAAAAUAUAAUAACCAAUUGAUAGCACACUUCAUACUUCAAUAAAUGAAUGUACAAUAAUUAUAUCAUUAUAUAGUGCAAUGGCAAUUCAUUUUUGAUCAUCGUCCAGAUACACUGCAAUCUUGAAGACUUGAAAGAUAUUUCUAUAUUAAAUUGAUGAGGGCAUUGUAAAGUUUA
Molecule: messenger RNA, 2100 nt
Organism: Exaiptasia diaphana
Lineage: Eukaryota; Metazoa; Cnidaria; Anthozoa; Actiniaria; Aiptasiidae
Product: uridine 5'-monophosphate synthase-like
Exons: 1
Coding region: 31-1440 (469 amino acids)
Biological process (GO): 'de novo' pyrimidine nucleobase biosynthetic process; 'de novo' UMP biosynthetic process
Molecular function (GO): orotidine-5'-phosphate decarboxylase activity; orotate phosphoribosyltransferase activity
Source: RefSeq, a predicted model, not a curated record